Messenger RNA from Lactuca virosa, 887 nucleotides. The record is from the annotation of a GenBank genome assembly. Lineage: Eukaryota; Viridiplantae; Streptophyta; Magnoliopsida; Asterales; Asteraceae.
CCUGAAGGUUUGGCCAAUGUAAUUUUGCCAUUUCAAUGGAGAGCUAAUCAAUCGGUAUACAAAAUCAUGUCUGCUUCCACCUGCUCAUCUAACACCAUAGUUGAUCAACCAUCAACGUUCCUAAUCUGCGCCGGUAGCCUCACAUGCACCUUCUUCCGCCGGUGACUCUAUAUCCCUCAAUCUCUAUCUCUUCAAUGUUUAAGUUUUUCACUACGCUUUUCAUUCUCUGGAGUUUCGACUCUUCAUCAUUGUUAUCAUCCGCUUUGCCCAAUUCCCCGACGCUAGGAUCACGUUCGAUACUACGUGCUAUCAAACGAGGCGCUGAUCGACCUAGUUUGGUGGUUGAUUUGAACAUCACCAAUUUCGAUGCAGUUCUCAAGGAAACUCCUGCUGCUUACGCCAUUAUUGAAUUCUUCGCUCACUGGUGCCCAGCUUGCAGGAACUACAAGCCCCAAUAUGAAAAAGUUGCAAGGCUUUUCAAUGGAGCAAAUGCAAUUCAUCCUGGGAUUAUCUUGAUGACAAGACUAGACUGUGCCCAUAAGGAAAAUACUAAACUUUGUAGAGCAUUCUCUGUACACUAUUUCCCAGUGCUCUUAUGGGGCCCACCUGCUAAACUCAUUGCUGGUCGUUAUGAUGGUAAAAAAGUAAAAAGUGAAAUAAAAUUGGUUGAAGAUUGGGAAUCAUCUAAACUCCUUCUCAAUUGGAUCAAUACACAAUUAAAAAGUUCAUAUGAGUUGGAAGAUGAGAAAUUUGAACAUGAUGAGCUUCUUCAAUCAAAUGUCUCAGACUCCGGACAGGUAGCUCGUGCAAUAUAUGAUGUUGAAGAAUCCACAACCAUUGCCUUUGACAUUAUUUUGGAACACAAGAUACUCGUGCUACCUUUAUAA